Messenger RNA from Amoebophrya sp. A120, 5969 nucleotides. NCBI's taxonomy places the organism in Eukaryota, Dinophyceae, Syndiniales, Amoebophryaceae. The record is from the annotation of a GenBank genome assembly.
GUUUUUAAUAGGCACGCCUCAUCUACUGAUAAGGCAUUUUGAUGCACACAACUGAUUUUGGAUUCGAAAAAAUUAAGAUACCUUCUUAGAUUCGUGUAACUAAGUCGUUACGACGAGUAUUUUUGACUGCGAAGCAAUUAAUCUAAACUUUUACAAAAACUAUUCCGUCGCUGUACACAAACGCGGAAAGAAAGAAUCGCAUUGAAACAAAAUGACGAAAAGCGGCUUGCUGCUCCUUUCCGCUGUGUGCGGAUUCCUUUCGACCACCUAUGCCGCCCUGAUUGACUCCCCGCCGGGGGGUGUGGAGGAGCUUUCGCAAGUGCUUCUGAAGCAGCUGCAUCGCGACGUUGAUUUGCGGCUGUUCCAUUGCACUAGCGGACCGAAUUACAGGUACUCUUUUUGGCGUUUUUUUCUUCCUAUCUUUUUCAUAAUGGGCAACUCAUCUCCUACUCUUAGUCGACAACGCUUAGGUAGAGGUACGCACAUACUCACACUUUAUGAUUUACGAUUACGGUGGUCGUGUAGAGUAGUAGCUUUGUAUCAAUACCACUGUCAAAGUAAAUCCAUCGUGGUUAGAGCGGCAUUUUUUCCUGCCCCCAAAAGAAAUUUAAACUCGCAGAUGCCCGGGCAAUAUGCCUGCCCGCGAGAAUCUGGUCGACCGCUUGGCCGAAGUCUUGUGGAAAGAAGAGAAGGUAUCGAAGCCACUGCAGCGCUUGCUGCAGUCCGCCACUGCAGAGGACAUCAGCACUACCCCCGCGGUCAGGGGAAGGGGCCAUGGGAAGAAAUACGGUAUCUACUUUGGUAAGUUUUCACGAACGAGAGCUUGUUUAACUCUGAACACGGCGAAGAAUAAAUGUUGAACGUACCAGGACGGUUGUGUUGAUGGCUUUUCAUCUGCACGCCACAGCAAUUGAUCUUCAGCAUUCUGCGUAAGUAGUUCAAUGAAAAUAAAACAGCGAACACCAAGAUUUUUCUCGAUCUGGUGAAGCGCAGUGCGGCGAAUCCGGUGACGAGUGGGCAGUUUGACUCCGACCAGCCGCUCACGUUCAAGGAGAGCGUCCAGCUCAGGUCUUUCUUCGAUCGGACUCUGUCCUGGGAAAAACAAAAGAUCCGUGGCUGGAACAGCCUGGUCGUGGGGAGGUCCACCUCUGUUGGCAGCUCGAGUUUCGGGUCGCUUCUCCACACAUCUAAGCACGCGCAGAUGUCGCCGAAGGUCACGUUCACCACGAAACUGUUCCUCUUCUUUCUCCGGUUCGGGCUUCUGCGCGGGUUGUCGUUCGAUUGCGACGGAACCCUGAUUCACAGCAUGGAGUGGUACUGGUACACGUGGGACUUAGGUUUGAAAGACUCGCUAAACCUGCCACUGAAUGGUGCAGCGGCCACAGUUGGUGUGGAUCUGCCGGAAGAGCACCGGUUCACCUACGAUUCGUUCAUGCGCGUCUACGGGGGGCAGAGCCCGCAGCGAAUCUUGCAGACGCUGGUGGAUCUGGGAAAGCCGGAGGAGCAAGAGGCAGAGCUGCGGGAGCUGAAUCCGAGAGAGUAUGAGAACCUGAUCAAGGCGAAGAACGAAAAGAUCGGGAAAGGCAAUUACAAGGACAUUUUGAACCGCCACUUAUGGAAAGGCAGAAAACGUAGAAUUUUGAGUCAAUUCACAAUUGCAUCUGUCGUUACUACAACGAAUGCGUUAAAUAACCGGCGCAGACUUGUAUGCAUAAUAAUUUUCCUAAAAACGGCAAGAGGAAUCUUUAUCUUUUCUAUUGAGUCGAGAUCAGAGAUUUAUAUAAGCAAUGCGACUCGCAUUGAGUCGCAAACCGGUCGCGGUUUGUCGCAUUGCUCGCAUUGCCCGCAUUGCUCGCAAAUCGCGGGGGUCUGCCAGCAGUUAGGUGCCCAGCGAUUCCGCGCCCGCCUUACUGCCUUGUUUCGCGAAUUUCCCGGCGGGGGCCUGGCCUGCAGGUGCAAGAUUUUUGCUCUUGGGUUCGGACUGUAGCUUGUGGAGGUCUCCCCGCUCUCUUAAUUGGGGGCGCAGUGCUUAGGUUUUAGAUUGUUUCUCAAGCGAACCAACAAAAACAACCCGCUACACGACUGAAGGCGGUCGUCGCGGGGCCCGCGUUAGAUGUAGCUAGGUUGGUCCGGAAACGAGAAGAACACGCAACCACGCUACCGCUGGGGGUAGGAACAUUACAUAAACACGGCGCCGAACUGAGGCCCAAAAGUGGGCACCCGCAGGCGAAGUCGCGAGGAGUACUCGCAAGACUUGCGACAGUUCCGCGCGCUCGCAACUCGCAAAGCGUCGCACCCCUGUCGCAUUGCUCGCAUUGCUCGCAAAUCGCGGCCGUCAGAUCCUUAUAUAAUUGCCUGCGAGAUUGAUGUUUUCUUUCCAUAUCCACCUGUCCCGAUGACUGAGCUCGGGGAAAUUCUGUACGGCUCCUCGGCUUUUAACAAGGACGGUCAGGCCGCGGGUCCGGUCGCAAAGAAGCCGCGAACCAGCGCAACCUUGUCGGGGGCGAGCAGCAGCAGCACAGGUUUUUCCCCCGUGAGCUUUGAUGACCUUUCCUUCGGCACGCGGCCGCAGGAGAUUAAGGGGGUGACCGAGAUCGCCAGGUGGUUGGACACCCAGUACAACAGGUUUGCCGCGAAAUCCCUCCCGAGCGGCCCGAUCCGGCUCGCCGUAGCCAGUUCCGCGGACCGGGUCUCGUUGCAAAAGCACUUGGGGCACAUCGGGCUGCUCGAGCAUUUAGAUUUGCUGGUCGGCAUCAAGGUGGGCGAGAAGCACGUGCUGGAGGCGUUCUGGCCGGGUGAGAGGUUCGCGAAAUUGUACCUGGACGGGACAAAGACAGCAACAGCAAAGCGUUCGUCGACUAGUAAGCAGAAGAGAAACUUCGCGACGAAUUUGAUCACCAGCAAGUUCCCGAGCGAGUUUGCGAAAAACCUCUUUCCAAAAGCCGGCUCCAUCUGGCAGAAGUCGAAGUUCGUGCGCUCGCAGGCCGGGUGGGAGGUCGAGUUCGAGCGGGACUCGGAGGUGUCGAAGCCGUCGAAGGAGCUGUUCAGCACCGCGGCGCAACUGAUGAAUUUGGAGCCCAAGUACUUGAUCGGCUUCGAGGACGCGCAGAACGGGAUUGAGUCGUUGGAAAAGGCGCAGUACCCGCUGAUCGUGGAUGUGACGAACUUCGUGUCCCACCCGGACAUCCGCGGUUUGGUCUUCUUUUUGAACGAGAUCAACGGCGGCCUGUUGAACCUCGUGUACGAAGUGAUCCGGCAAUACGACGGGUUCCACCAACUAUGAUAGUGGACAAUUUUCAUUUGUCCCUCGUACGCCUCGUUUUUUGCAGGGCAGUAGCAGCACCAGAAACAAGGUGUCGAUUUUAGCUCUUGCAUGAGAAAUUCAGGUACAGACACCAUUUGUAGUUUUCAGGUUUAUUUAGAAGCGUUUGGCUUUGGCAUGAACAUGAAGGUAAGAUGAGCAGUACCGGGGAGCAGGCAAUUGUCCAUUAUCAUACCGACUUGCCCUAGUUUCCGCCUUUGACGAGCAGACGACGGAUAAAAUUUUGGACACGUUGAGCAAGUUCAAGGGUGAAGAUUACUUCGAGAACCGUUACCGAGAGAAGCAGCCGCUGAAAUCCUUCUUCCAACGCAUUGUGUACAACGGCGAUGUUGUAGUUGCGACUGGCGGGGAGCAGCAGCAGGAAGCCGCUUCACCGACAGAGGAUUCGAUGAAGGCUAUGAAUUUCAAUUGCCUGUUCAGUUCCAUUCUACUCGAUUCCGACGCGGAUCUGAAGUCUAGCAGCGCGAUUUCCAGUUCCUCGUCCAGCAGCGACCACAGUGUCUUCAGCGCUGCCAGUGGCGGAACUGCCUCAGCGGGAGCCGGUUCUGCGGGGUCAUCGUCGUCCUUUUUGAGCGUCGACGUUGGACAGCGGCAGCAACAAGCUGCACAACGAGAGCUGACCGAAAAAGCUGCGGCUUCUGCGUACCGGCGGCGCAGCAACAAUUGCAAGCUGUACUUUCCGAAGAAUGCGCCAAAGUGGAGGAUCGGGGCGGACAAGGCCAUGCUGUUUGUCGACAAUGAAGUGGUUGCCGACCAGGGGAAAAAGUUCGGCUUCAAACAGGUCUUCGACGUGCGCAACGACCAAAAGUACUUGCAACUGCUGAGGAAAAAUACGGGAACAAUCUCGACGAUCAGCUCUAGCAGUCCUGCUAUAAUCGCAGCUCCCGUGUUGACCACGGGUCUGUCGAACCAAAAUAUGAUCACGCAGCUGUUGGAGAACCUGCACCGCGAGCGCGACGGCCAGCGGACCAAGCAGACGAAGAAAACCUUGGCGUUUGUCUUCGACAUGGACGGGACGCUGAUCGACUCCAUGCCGGUUUACUACCAGUUUAUGGAAAAAGUUCUGGAAAAGUAUUUCAGCGAAGAUGCUACUCAAAAUAAAUCCAACUCCGCUGCUGGUGCUCAAAAUGUUGAGCAGGCACAGUUGGCCGCGACUUCCAAAAGCCAAAGUUUCCAGAGUAAGAACAAGUAUUACCCGAGUUUACAAGAAUUUCUCACAGAGCUCGCGGGCAUGGCGCCGGUGGACAUCUGGCAAAAGGUGAUCGACAAAAAUUGCCAGCGGAAGAGCGAGCUUUGCAAACGUGGCCUGCCCUCGGCUGCGGAGCUUUUCGAAGAGGAGAAAAAGUCGUCGCCGAACCAGAGCCAGGUCCGAAUCCCGCGGAUCGACGUGGUUGCGGACUUCGUCCAGCGGCUGAACGAGCUGAAAGAGCUGGCGCUGGAGCGGAAGAAUGUGGACGUGGAGUUCAAGUUUGCGGUGGCCACGUCCAGUUCGUACGAAAAGGCGGAGAGGUACCUGAAACAAGCCCACCUGUUCCACCACUUCGACGUCGUGUUCGGGGGUGACGACGCCGAGCUGCAGUACCGCGUGGAAAGGCUGAAGCAGGUGGAACGAGCGGCCCCGGGCGCGUUCGACAUCAACUUCGCGUUGGAGAAGAAGCAAAUCCUGUGGCAGCUCGCCGCGGAAAAGCUCGGGGUUUCCACGAAGCAGUGCGUGGCCUUCGAGGACGCGGUGGUCGGGAUGGAGGCGGCUUACCGCGUCGGGUACACCAAGGUGUUCGACGUGCGGAACGAGCGCAACUACCCGCACUACAGCGCGUUCGUGCCCUUUUUCGAAACCGAAUACAAGCAAAUGUUCCAGCGGCUGCGGGACGGAUUCGUGGCCGAGAAGGAGGCCCUGGAAGGCCGGGAGUCGUUGAACGUUGUCGAGAAAAAGCAGCAGCUUGCACGCGCGGAGUUUUUCGACUUGAAGGUGGAAACGGUGGGCGAAGACAGUCUGCCGGCUCUCUUUCCUCAAGCGCUGGAGCGGCAACUGAUCUUCGUCGAAGACUACCUGAAGGAGGGGGAGGAACGAAAAUAAGUACAUGGAAUAGCGUUAGCGUGCUCCUUGAGUGUGCCUGUGUUAUCAGUAUGGUAAACUACGGAAUUCCUUGCUUCUAAUUCUAUCAACGAUUUUCACUACCACCGUUUCCAUUAGUGACACUGUGCGAUUUUCGUUUUGAUAGACAUUGACAUUGAUACUUGCACUUUUACUUGCUAAUUUCCUUAGCUUCGCUAGCAGGUGGCAAACGAAACCUAAUGACUUUUUGGCCAGCUUUAAGUCGAGCAGUGAGUGUGCAGGAACAAAAAAAGCAUAAGAUCACCACAUCUAAUGACUAUUUACAAAUCUAACGAUGGAUGUUGCUACAGCAAAGUACUGGAUUCUGGAUUUAGAAAAUCUAACGACCCCUUGUGCUCACAGUCACACAACUCUGAUGAACUUCCGCAACGCAAUUUUUGAAGGAGAAAGCAGUCUGGCCUCUCACCCGUUGAUGCCGCAGGAGGAGAACCAAGAAUGUGAACUGCUGAUGACUUUGGAAGUGGAAUAAUAUUUCCGAUCGUGGCGAUACUGCGCUUACGAGCUUCCAUUGUUCCGCACUACGCGUGGUAU